Messenger RNA from Saccostrea echinata, 639 nucleotides. RefSeq names its product dynein light chain Tctex-type 5-B-like. Gene Ontology annotation, molecular function: dynein intermediate chain binding. Bases 1 to 639 code for a protein of 212 amino acids. Gene Ontology annotation, cellular component: cytoplasm; cytoplasmic dynein complex. NCBI's taxonomy places the organism in Eukaryota, Metazoa, Mollusca, Bivalvia, Ostreida, Ostreidae. Gene Ontology annotation, biological process: microtubule-based movement. The transcript has a single exon. The record is from RefSeq and is a predicted model, not a curated record.
AUGUCAAAAUACAGACGGACGUCCACAGCCCCUUCGAGAGAUUCUUUCGAACACCUGGAUACUUUAAAGCCUAGUGUGAGUAUAUCAGAACCAAUGUUGAAGAUACCCAUGCAAGACCGGCGUAAGAGCACACAGCCCAAUAACCGUUCGACUGGGGGUUCUGGGAAUUCUAUUCAAGGAGUGAUGGGAGCGAGACGCUACAGUAGGCGCUUGUCAUCAAAAUCCCGGAUGAAGCGAGAAGAUACACAAGGAUCUUCCUUAAAUAUACAGUCUGUGAAUAUUAAACAAUUAGAACCCACAUACAAGUUGGAACCAGAUGUAAAAUUUUCAGCCAAAUCGGUGGAAGAUAUCAUUAAAGAUAUACUUAAUCGCAGACUGCGAGACUAUAAGUAUGACAGAGGGCAAACACCAAUUUUUGGAAAGAUUUUGAGUGAUGACAUCAAAGAAAGGGUGAAAAAGUUGAAUUUUGAGCGUUACAAGAUCGUAUGCUAUCUUGUGAUUGGUGAAAACCGAGGUCAAGGCCUUCAAAUGUCCAGCAGAUGUCAAUGGUUUCCGAGUACCGACACAUAUGCCUCCUACAAUUACAAGAAUGCAAGUUUGUUCUGUUCAUGCACCGUUUAUGGAAUAUAUGCAGAAUGA